AUGGAUGAUGAUAUUUUGUAUGAUGAUUCCGGUAAUGAGACCAGUGGUGACGAUGUUGAUUUUGUUAUAGAGGCCGAUAAUGCAUCUCACAGUAAAGAGCUGCAGUGUUAUGAUGAAGAGUAUCAGUAUGAAGUACUGUCCACUGAUGAUAUAGUACAACACAUGGUCGACUGCAUCAAAGAUGUCAACACAGUGGUUCAAAUACCGUCAACUACAACAAGAAUAUUAUUGAACUAUUUCCACUGGGAUAAAGAGAAGCUUAUGGAAAAAUUUUUCGAUGGAAAUCAAGACGAACUUUUCAGAGAAGCCCACGUAAUAAAUCCAUUCAAGAAAGUUAGUGUGGCAAAACCGAAAAUAUCAAAUAAAGUAUUAGGUACAGAGGAGUGCGAUAUAUGCUAUAUGGUUUUUCCUCCCAUACAAAUGACUGGUUUGGAAUGUGGGCACAGGUUUUGUUAUCAGUGCUGGAAUGAGUACUUGACAACAAAAGUAAUGGAGGAAGGUGUAGGCCAAACAAUAGCUUGUGCUGCACAUAACUGUCCCAUAUUGGUAGAUGAUCAGACCGCUAUGAGAUUAUUGAAAGAUCCUAGAGUGAAAUUGAAAUAUCAGCACCUCAUUACAAACAGUUUUGUUGAAUGUAAUCGUCUGCUGAGGUGGUGUCCAAGUCCUGAUUGCAGUUAUGCUAUUAAGGUUACUUAUGUGGAAGCAAAACCAGUAGCUUGUCGUUGUGGACAUGUGUUUUGCUUUGCAUGUGGUGAAAACUGGCAUGAUCCUGUCAAAUGCCCUCUUCUGAAGAGAUGGCAAAAAAAAUGUGAUGAUGAUUCAGAAACCUCAAACUGGAUAGCAGCAAAUACAAAAGAAUGCCCAAAAUGCAAUGCUACAAUAGAAAAAGAUGGUGGCUGUAAUCACAUGGUUUGUAAAAACCAGAAUUGCAAGGCAGAUUUUUGCUGGGUCUGUCUGGGUCCCUGGGAACCUCAUGGCAGUUCUUGGUACAAUUGUAAUAGAUAUGAUGAAGAUGAAGCUAAAGCAGCUAGAGAUGCUCAAGAAAAAUCAAGAUCUGCUCUUCAGCGAUAUCUGUUUUACUGCAAUCGCUAUAUGAACCAUAUGCAAUCCCUCAAAUUUGAACACAAGCUGUAUGCAUCUGUGAAAGAUAAAAUGGAGGAGAUGCAGCAACAUAAUAUGAGCUGGAUUGAAGUGCAGUUUCUGAAAAAGGCUGUGGACAUCCUAUGCCAGUGUCGGCAAACGUUAAUGUACACAUAUGUUUUUGCAUAUUAUUUAAAGAAGAAUAAUCAGUCUGUGAUAUUUGAAGAUAACCAAAAGGAUCUUGAACGAGCUACUGAGCUGUUGAGUGAGUAUUUGGAGAGGGAUAUAACUCAAGAAAAUCUAAUAGAUAUAAAACAAAAGGUGCAGGAUAAGUACCGUUACUGUGAUGGUAGAAGGAUGGCUUUGCUGGAUCAUGUUCAUGAAGGAUAUGAAAAAGAGUGGUGGGUUUACAGUGAGUGAAUUCUUCAAAAAAUUAAUUUUUUCUCACUUGUAAUGAUACUAAUUAUGAUUUUUUUAAAAUUUGUCAAAGCAUUAUUCAUUAAAUUAUUAUAUUUGUUAUGUUACUUAUUUAUGUUCGACAGUUUAGGAGCUUUACAGGAUUUAAUUGACUCAACAAGAGUAGGAAUUGAUGUAAAAAAAACUUUCGAUGUGAAACUAGAGAUUACCAUUCAUAACAUUGUUUAUCCAUAGUCAUAAUUCCUUAUUUAUAUAUGAAAUAUGGUUUUAAAAAUUUGUAUUUCUGCACGAAAGAGUGGCAACAUAAUUUUGCUGGAACCGAGGAGUUUCAGAGUAUAUAAUUUCAUGAAUUAGAAAAUCUACCAGCACUAACACCAUCUUCUCUUAAACCAAUUUCAUAUAUUGAAUAUAAUUUUUGAAUACA
This is a messenger RNA of Leptinotarsa decemlineata (Colorado potato beetle), 1921 nucleotides long. RefSeq names its product E3 ubiquitin-protein ligase ariadne-1. NCBI's taxonomy places the organism in Eukaryota, Metazoa, Arthropoda, Insecta, Coleoptera, Chrysomelidae. Gene Ontology annotation, molecular function: zinc ion binding; ubiquitin-protein transferase activity. Gene Ontology annotation, biological process: protein ubiquitination. The record is from RefSeq and is a predicted model, not a curated record.